Messenger RNA from Fragaria vesca subsp. vesca, 2358 nucleotides. RefSeq names its product probable E3 ubiquitin-protein ligase ARI1-like. The coding region runs from base 376 to 2163 and encodes 595 amino acids. NCBI's taxonomy places the organism in Eukaryota, Viridiplantae, Streptophyta, Magnoliopsida, Rosales, Rosaceae. Gene Ontology annotation, molecular function: ubiquitin conjugating enzyme binding; ubiquitin protein ligase activity; zinc ion binding. Gene Ontology annotation, cellular component: cytoplasm; ubiquitin ligase complex. The transcript has 9 exons. Gene Ontology annotation, biological process: ubiquitin-dependent protein catabolic process; protein polyubiquitination; positive regulation of proteasomal ubiquitin-dependent protein catabolic process. The record is from RefSeq and is a predicted model, not a curated record.
GUGGUGGCAUAAAGCAAGUCCUCUCGUACACCCUUCUAAUCACACCCUCCAUCCAAUUCUUCUUUCUUUUCACUUCACUUCCUUCCCAAAAUCUCUUCUUCUUCUCCCCAACUCCGAGUAGAUCUCCCCUACUUCAUCACCUUAACGCCGUCGUUUAGCUCCCCGCCACACACCCAAAAAGCCCUAGCCUUUAUCGCUUCCCCCAUUCCCCAAUCCAACCCAGAAUUCAACUCAACCCCAAUUGAACAAUCCCCAAUUUUGGGCUCUUCAUGCAUGCACAGAAAGCCCUAAUUGAAUUGCAUCAAUAAACCAGGGUUUUCUACUUUCCCUAAAGUUUUGAUCUUUUUUGGUUUUGGGGAGGGAGGAUUAGAAUCAAUGGAGGACGAUGAUUACGUGGGCAGCGAAGAGGAGUUCUAUACCUCCGAUCAGGAAGACGAUUACUCUAACGAAGGCCCUGAAAACGAGGACUAUGAUACUCCAUGUAUUCCCCCUAAGGGCACCACCACUAAGGUGAUUACGAAAGAAUCUCUUUUGGCUGCACAGAAGGAGGAUUUACGUAGAGUGAUGGACGUGCUAUUUCUGAAGGAGCACCAUGCGCGGACUUUACUCAUUCAUCAUCGUUGGGAUGUUGACAAGCUUUUCGAAGUGCUUGUGGAGAAGGAAAGAGCUUUCUUGUUUGCAGAAGCAGGUGUAUCUGUAAUGGAACAUCAAGAUAGUGAACCACUGCCACCUGCUUCUACGAUAAUGUGUGCUAUUUGUAUAGAGGAUGUGCCUAGUAAUGAGGCAACAACAAUGGACUGUGGACAUUGCUUCUGCAACGGCUGUUGGACAGAGCAUUUUGUUGUGAAGAUAAAUGAUGGUCAAAGUAAGCGUAUGAGGUGCAUGGCUCACAACUGUAAUGCCAUUUGUGAUGAAGCAGUUGUUAGGAAUCUAGUUAGCAAUAGCCACCCAGAUCUUGCAGAGAAAUUUGAUCGGUUUCUUCUGGAGUCAUACAUUGAGGAUAAUAAGAGGGUUAAGUGGUGCCCUAGUACUCCUCAUUGUGGGAAUGCAAUACGGGUGGAGGAUGAUGAAUUUUGUGAGAUUGAAUGUUCAUGCGGGCUUCAGUUUUGUUUCCGUUGUUCAUCACAAGCCCACUCACCUUGUUCUUGUUUGAUGUGGGAGCUUUGGGCCAAGAAAUGCCGAGACGAAUCAGAGACGGUUAAUUGGAUCACAGUACAUACUAAACCUUGUCCCAAGUGUCACAAACCUGUAGAGAAGAAUGGUGGCUGCAACCUUGUGAGUUGUAUCUGUGGGCAAGCAUUCUGUUGGCUCUGUGGUGGAGCUACUGGCCGAAACCAUACAUGGUCAAGUAUUGAAGGCCAUAGCUGUGGGCGAUUCAAAGAAGACAAAGAGAAAAACGCUGAGCGGGCAAAGCGAGAUCUUUAUCGGUAUAUGCACUACCACAAAUUCUAUAAAGCUCAUACUGAUUCUAUCAAGCUUGAAAGUAAGUUGAAGGACACUAUACAAGAGAAGGUAUCAAUUUCAGAAUCGAAGGAAUCAAAGAAUAGAGAUUUCGGCUGGGUAACGAAUGGACUCUGCAGACUUUUCAGGUCUAGGAGGAUUCUUUCUUAUUCAUAUCCUUUUGCAUUCUAUAUGUUUGGUGAGGAGCUCUUUAAGGAUCAGAUGACAAAGGAAGAAAGAGAAAUGAAACAAAAUUUGUUUGAGGUUCAGCAGCAGCAGCUUGAAGCAAAUGUGGAGAAACUAUCCAAGUUUCUGGAGGAGCCAUUUGAUAAUUAUGAAGACGAUAAAGUUGUGAUAGUAAGGAUGCAAGUGAUCAAUCUCUCGGUAGCCACAGAUACACUCUGUAAGAGAAUGUAUGAUUGCAUUGAGAAUGAUUUAUUGGGUUCUGUGGUACCGUCUGUGGAACUCGGUACCCACCACAAAAUAGCGCCGUACAAGUCAGAGGGCAUCGAGAAGGCAUCCGAACUUUCAAUUUCUGAUAAAGAUCUACCAUUCCAUUGUGGAACAAAUGGAGGAUCAUUGGAACCAGAACAUCCCUCAGGUUCUGGAAGUUCAUAUGAGAGUGGUUGCUCAUCUCGGAAGCGUGCAAGGAAGGAGGGUCCUGGAGGUGGCUUUUUCGAUCUAAACUUGCCAGCAGAGGUCAUUGACAGAAACUGUUUCUGAUUCGUGCAAGUUGCAAAGCUUCAUAAAAAGGUCUUAUUUCUAAUGGGUCGGAAUGAUUGAAAGAAAGGAGUUUUGAGAAUGAUUGGGAUCCCAUUUGUGUUGUCCUUUAAGUAUUGGAUCUGCCCUUUGUUCAAAUCAUUGGUGGUCAGUGAAUAAACACAUUGUACAAGAAUGUACCAGAAGCUCCAUAUAUAC